Molecule: messenger RNA, 2961 nt
Organism: Thlaspi arvense
Lineage: Eukaryota; Viridiplantae; Streptophyta; Magnoliopsida; Brassicales; Brassicaceae
Source: the annotation of a GenBank genome assembly
CUUAAUGAUAGUUUUGUUUUCCCAAUAAUUAAGUUUAAUAACGUACUUAAUUAGUAUUACUGUCAAUCUUUCCGCCACAUAAUACGCACUAUAUAUACGGUUACUCAUUAAUGAACUGUAAUCGAAUCGGCGAGUCUCUCUCUCUCUCUCCUCUCUCUCUCUUCAUUCAAACUUUCACCGGAAAAUGGAGAUUAACGGCGAACAACCGCCGCUGUUCUGGCCACAGUUUGAAUCUACUGAAUAUACUCGCCGGCGAUCACCGGUUCCGUCGAUGUUAGGCCCGGCGAUGAUCGGAGUGAUUUCAGCGGCUGUUUUUCUUCUGUUUAUGACCUUCGUCGUCCCUCCGUUUCUCUCGAUCACAUCUCAGAUUCUUCAGCCAGCUUCCGUGAAGAGAGGAUGGGAUUCGAUCAACGUCGUUUUAGUGGUUUUCGCGAUUCUCUGCGGCGUACUCGCGAGACGAAACGACGACGGAUCGUCAUCGUCGUCGCCGUCUUCACACGGCGAAGUAGGAGAAGAAGAAGGAGCUGUCACGAGUGGCAAAAUGACCGUCGGUGAGGGUAGCAAAAUCUCUCCCGCUUCGUCGGUUUCUCAGCAGUGGUUUGAAGACGUGUACGACGCUGAUAGGCUGAAGAUCUAUGAGAGCUUGAGUAGCCGGAGUUUCUCGCAUGUAUUACCGGAUACCGGAAAUUUACCGUUGAGGCGUAGCAGUAGCUCGUAUCCUGAUCUGCGACAAGGAGUUUUCAGGGAAACUCCCGAUCGCCGGUACCGGUUUUACGACGAUUUCGAAAUCGACAAGUACCGAUCGCACGAUUCGCCUUCUUACGAACAGUUUUCGAGUCGUUCUAAAAUUGAAAUCGAAGAAUCCGAGCCAAAAGAAAUUCCGGUUGAUAAAUUUGUUGUGAGACCGUCUUCUCCACCGGUUCCACCGGCGCAACAACCACCGGCACCACCACCUCCUCCUCCACCUCCUCGAUCAUCGCCGGUUGAAGUUUCGCAGAAACCGAGAAGGACUCAUCGUUCUGUUAGAAACAGAGAUAUACAAGAAAAGCCGAAACGCAGUGAGAUUAUUUCUGACUCUACCAAGUUUAAACGCGCGUUUCAGCCUCCGCCGUCCCCGCCUCCACCUCCUCCCCCGCCUCCGCCUCCUUUCAUAACCGCCACGCCACCGAGGAAACAGGGGACUCUUCAGCGAAGAAAGAGCAAUGCGGCGAAAGAGAUUAAAAUGGUUUUCGCUUCUCUGUAUAAUCAAGGAAAGAGGAAGAAGAAGCUUCAGAAACCAAAGAGAAAGGAGAGAAACGAAUCUCCGGUGGUGGCGGAAACAGAACCACCAAAAUACCAAUCGUCAUUUCCACCACCCUCUCCGCCGCCACCUCCACCACCUCCUCCUCCUCCGCUGCGAUCGUCGCAGUCAGUAUUCUACGGAUUGUUCAAGAAGGGAGUUAAGAGCAAAAAGAUACAUUCCGUUCCGGCGCCGCCUCCACCUCCCCCGCCGAGGAAGAUCCAAUCGGAUCCUCAGACACCACCACGGAGAGUGAAAUCAGGGAGACCUCCGCGCCCGACGAAACCGACAAAUUUCAACGAAGAGAGCAACUACCAAGGAUCUCCAUUAAUUCAAACAACGCCACCUCCACCUCCGCCGCCUCCGUUUAGGGUUCCGCCGCUAAAAUUCGUGGUGAGUGGGGAUUUCGCGAAGAUACGGAGCAAUCAGAGCUCCAGAUGUAGCUCCCCUGAGCGAGAAGUGAUCGACGUCGGUUGGGGUCUAGAACUCACACAAUCUGACGGCGGAGACGAAGGUCACGCCGCCGUGGGUACUGGUGGCGGCGGGCAGGGGUUCUGUCCAAGCCCGGACGUCAACACUAAAGCCGACAAUUUCAUCGCCAGGCUCAGAGACGAGUGGAGGCUCGAUAAGAUCAACGCUGUGAAAGGGAAAACGAACUUGGGCUCAGUGUAAAGGCCCAUUAUGAAAAGGAACAAGUACAAAGACCGUACAACAAAAGCAUUUUCAAGCAAGUGGGUAAAAAAGACCGUUCGAUAUGUUUAUACGGAUUGGCGCAUUCGGUGUGAUUCUAAGCAAUGUGCAGACACAAGCACUCCGAAUUUGAAGUUACGGGUAAUAUUGGUAUUACCGGUAAAGUAAAUCGGUUAGAACCGGCUGGUAUUUUUCUUUAGUUUAACCGGUGAGGGGGGACUUUUGUUUGGUGUGUUUGGUUUCUCGGUUUGGAGUUUCUGAUAAAAAGAAGACAAAACUGGCUGUCAGAGAAAUUGUUGCUAGUUGGUAUUGAUGUAUGUAUGGCCCGUGAUAUGGAAAUAUCGUUGUGGGCUCUGAAUUUUAUUGGGCCUACCUCUUGCGACCUUUCCUCCUCUCUUUUUUUUUUAUUGUAAAUGUUUCUUUUAUGAAUAUUGAGUUUUUUUUUUAAUAUUUAUUUCAGAAUUACGAAUUUUUGGUAUUUCAAAAUUCUUAGAUUUUUUUUUUUGAAAAACAGAAACCAACAACUCACUAUUACCAAUAGCCGGUUAAGUAAAAAUGUGUAAUAAGCAAACUCUUGAUUGGUUAACUAAAGAGUCGGGAAAAGCUUUGAAUCAUCGGUGUUUAGUAAAAAAGCAGAGCCCAAUGAUGAACAAGAAAACAUACAGAGGGAAGUUGCCGACGGGAACUCCGUCUCUGCCAUUGUCAACAGUCGUCGUCGUUGUUUCCCUUCUCGCUGGAGCUUCCAUCGUCCACAACAUCUAUAAGCCAGAUCUCAGUUUACCACCGAUGGAAAGUGGUGAAGUGGCUAAGAAGGAGGAUUCUGCAAACAAAGUUUGAAUCUUUCAAUGUUUCUUUUUCUUGUUUUGGUACCUAAGUACUUUUAGAUUACAUGUGAUUUUACUUAUGUUUCUUUCUAAAUCUCUGUGUUAACAAACAUGGAUAAACCUAUAAACCAAAAAAUCACACAAAUAAAGUUGCCUCUUCUUAUUGUA